Oncorhynchus nerka (sockeye salmon) is the source of this 3546-nucleotide messenger RNA. RefSeq names its product CMP-N-acetylneuraminate-beta-1,4-galactoside alpha-2,3-sialyltransferase-like. The record is from RefSeq and is a predicted model, not a curated record. Bases 228 to 1322 code for a protein of 364 amino acids. NCBI's taxonomy places the organism in Eukaryota, Metazoa, Chordata, Actinopteri, Salmoniformes, Salmonidae. Gene Ontology annotation, molecular function: sialyltransferase activity. The transcript is spliced from 11 exons.
UCCCUCCCCCUGUCAGUGUUGGGUCCACUGUGUUAUGUGUGCUGAUGGUGCAACUGUACAGUGACCGCUAUUUACCUUUUGAGGGGGGUUCCACAUACACUAGCUGCUGGAUAUCAAUUUGAAAUUGACGAUGGAGAUGGACAGCUAGCUUGCAUAUAAAGACGAAAUGUUUAUCUUAGCUAUCAGUCACUUCUGGAACACGUAUCAUCAAAGAAACGUAGAAGGGGAUGAGAAUCAUGAAGCCAACCCGUCACCUGCUCCUGGUGCUUUGUCCCAUGGUGAUCCUGGGCUUCCUCUACUACUCCUCUGGGAGACUGCACCCCUGGGGCUGGGGACAUAAAUCACUGUAUGACAAACAGGGAUUCUUGCUGAAGUUGGAUGGUAAUCUGCCUUUGGAGCUGAUGUACAAGUAUGGCAAUCUCAGCGAGGGAGUCUGCAAGCCUGGCUAUGCAGCUGCUAAGAUGACUGCCAUUUAUCCAAAGUUCACUAAACCAGCCCCCAUGUUCCUUGAUCCGAAUUUUAGACGAUUCACCAAAAUCAGCAAAUUCUUCCCACCCUUUGGAAUGAAAAUGCAAGAAAAGAUCAUAGAUAAUAUUCUGACAGCCACAAAGAGCUAUGGUCUGGAAGAUGAGCUGGACAGUCUGAGUUGUAAAAAGUGCAUAAUCAUGGGAAAUGGUGCUAUUCUGACCAACAAGUCUAUGGGUGCAAGGAUUGACGAGUACAAUGUGAUUGCAAGGUUGAACGAGGCCCCAGUGAGUGGCUAUGAGAAAGAUGUGGGCUCCCGGACCACUAUGCGUAUCACCUACCCAGAGGGAGCCAUCCAGAAGACUGAACGCUACGAACAGGACUCCCUCUUCGUUCUCUCUGCCUUCAAAGCUCUCGACUUCAAAUGGCUGCGGUCCAUGAUCUUUAAAGAGAGGCUGCAUAGUACAGAUGGGUUCUGGAAGUCUGUGGCCCAUCAUGUCCCCAGGGAGCCCAGUGAGAUGAGGAUCCUCAACCCUUACUUCAUCCAGGAGGCUGCCUUCAGGUUCAUUGGCCUGCCACACAACAAGGGACAGAUGGGGAGAGGGAAUAUUCCGACACUGGGGACUGUUGCCAUAACAAUGGCCCUCCAUAACUGUGAUGAGGUAGCCGUGGCUGGAUUUGGUUAUGACAUGAGUACCCCCCACGCUCCCCUACACUACUAUGAGAAGAUCAGGAUGGUGGCCAUCAAACAGUCCUGGACUCAUAACAUUUCUAAAGAGAAGGAGUUCCUGAUUAAGCUGGUGAAGGCCGGGGUUAUACAGGACUUGACCCAUGGGAUCUGUGGCUCAGGGUGCUGAUGACAACAUCCAGCUAAUCCCAGAUCGCAGAGAGAUAUGGAGGAGAAACACAGGGGCAUCAUUGUGACGUCCUGCUCUGUUCCCCUCAACCUAACCUUCACCGCUGGCUGAGGCAUACUGUUGUCAGGACAGAAGGCUGGUGAAGGGUUCUGAAGCGUUCCUAUCUCUGACAGAAGAUAACUGUGGUAGAUGGCAUCUUCACUGGACUUCAUUGGAGAGAUACACAACACUCUAGAAUACUCUAGAACAAAGGGAACUUGAACUCUGUUGAACGCGGAGUUAUACUGUUCUAUUUUAUGAUUUGCUGCAGUGUGACAAUAGUUUGAAGUUUUAUUAGUCAUAUGUAUGGGAUAAACAUGGUAUACCGUCCAACUAAAUGCUUACUUGCAAGUUCUUUCUCGACAAUGCAACAACAAUAAUAAAUAAUAAAUGAUAAGAAUAUGAACAUAAAGUAAAUGGCUCAGUUGAAUAGAAUAUUUUUUUUGUAUAAGUAUAAUACAGGAAGGCACAAUUUAUAGUCCAGUAUUUAUCUGUGGGUUUUGGGCAGGAGGGGAUUUGGGGGCAAGUGUUUAAAUUGUGCAGUAUUUAGCAAUCGCAAUAUGUCUGGGAGCAGCAUUUGUAAUGUGUGUGUGCGUGUGUGUGUGCAUUUGUGUGUGUGUGCCUGUGUGUGUGUGUGCGCGCUAAAGUGUGCUAACGUGCCGAGAAUCAGAGAAGGUGGUCAGUCAAGUUCAAAUGUUCAGUAGUCUGAUGGCUGGUAGAUACAAAUUGUCACUGAGCCUGUUGGUAUCAGACCUCAUGCUCCGAUACCGUCUGCCUGACGGUAAGGGAGUAAACAACUUGUGUGCGGGGGUCCUUGAUGAUGCUUGGAGCUUUCCUCAGGCACCGUUUCGAGUAGAUGUCCUAGAUGGGUCGGAGCACGGUCCCAGUGAUGUGGUGGGCCGUCUUCACCACUCGCUGGAGGGCCUUGUGGGCGUGAAUGGAGCGAUUCCUGUACCAGGCCGUAAUGCAACCGGUCAGGGCACUCUCGAUGGUGCAUCGGUAGUAUUUGGAGAGGACCCGGGGUGACAUGCCAAAUUUCUUCAUUCGCCUUAGGAAUUACAGACGCUGACAAGAGUGGUGGUGUUGUUGGUCCAUGACAAGUGAUGUGGACACCGAGGAACUUAAAACUGCUGACUCAAUACAGUAUUAUGAAAAGAUGGACCGAGAAUAUCUUUGGAGGAGGAAGAAGUGCAUACCUCUGCUCAUACAGUAUACUUGAAUAUAUUCAGUCAGUACAUACGCAUCGCAGAAACUGCUGUUACUGUUCUUAAACUUUUAUUUAUUUUAAUAUCUCGUAAUGGCUGCGGUGCCCUCUUUAUCUGGGCUUCGUCAUUAUAGGAUGGUUGACGCCGGGUUAGCAAAUAAUGCGCAUACGUAUUCUGUUCUACUGUAUCAGGAAGCAGAGAUGCUCAACUUCCUUCCUUCCCACCUUUUACGAUGUAUUACAAUGAUUUACCUUUAGAGAUUACUUUGUUCUACUCUGUCUUUUUUUUUCAACGCAAAGAAGAUGAGUGAACAAUCAAUCCCCUCACUGGAUAAACAUAUAUUAUUUGUAAGAGCCUAUAUUUUAUUUUACUGUUCUCUGUGAGAAACACUGGGCUUUGUGUGAUCUUAAGUCCAUCAGUGUGGUUCCCAAACACUGAACUGUCCUGGAUCACGUUUCACACUGUUACUCUGGUUUUAAUGCUGUUAUCUUGACACCCAAUUUACAGGGCUCUCCAACUCUGUUCCUGGGGAGCUACCAUCCUGUAAGUUUUCGCUCUAACACUAAUCUAGUACACCUGAUUCUAAUAAUUAGCUGGCUGAUAAACUGAAUUAGGUUAGUUGGAGAAACAAACAAACAGGAGGGUGGCUCUCCAGGAACAGGGUUGGAGACCCCUGCCCUAUUGCCUAUGUACUGUACUACUUUUGGCCAGGAGCCUAUACAUCAUUCAACAGACAAUCCUAUCCAGUCCGACUUACAGGAGCAAUUAGGGUUAAGUGCCUUGCUCAAAGGCACAAUUUUUAUCUAGCUAAGGGAUUUGAAUCAGUGACCUGAAUGCUCUUAACUGCUAACCUGCAGCCCUUUAGGGAAUAGGGUGUCAUUUGGGAUGCAUCAUUUAUGUCAGGCCUCUGCAUGGCCCGCAAACAUACUCAGUGUUACUACUGACUACUGUCAGUUGUUGUAUAAACAUUAUAAUUUCUU